CCGAAACUUCUUUGAGCCUCGCGUUUAUUCUUGCUGGGGCUGCUGAAUUCCCACCGUCAGCUAGCAGGAUGAAACAGGAUCUCAGACCUCCACGGGAUCCUCCCGCAAGCUUCUUGAUCUAGAACCCUUCAGGUUUGCUUGGCCUGGAGAAAUCACACUGUCAUUGGACACCCUAUGUCUAUUUUUGCGCUCACGGAAGUCUCCAAUAGACUGCAGCAGGAAUGGAGAGCUGCAAACUUGACAACUAACUACAGUAAUAAACAACACAUUCGGAUCUUCACGUGCCUUGCUACUUGUUACUGGGCUCAAUGAACAGGCCACAAUUCUUCCUGGCCUGCUCUGAAACUCUCGCACCUUCAAUCACAUCACUCAGCAAGCUACAUCCUUGUUGAGCCAAGUUUGCAUUAUUAACGGGCUCAGCUACCCCAGACCCAAGUUGACUGUUCCUCUUCUUCCGACAUCCAGAGAGUACCUCUAAUCUUUUCAGCUCGUGGGCCUGCACCAGUUCUCUUCCUGUAAAGGAACAAGCUUCUCUAAGCUUUGUUGUGGGGUUUAAAUAAGCUUGGUCGCGCAGCUUUUCGGCGUGCCGUGAUGAAGGGCAUUCUAAAUUUCCAGCGGCGACGACGUCGUUCUAAUUUUAAACCACCUCGCAGCCUCGAAGAAGCGGCAAAUAAUCCGAAUAGAAGCUUCAACAUCAUAGACCCAUACGCUCACACUACGCCCGACUCUCCUAACAGUGAAAGACCCUACAUCGAUCCUCUUACUUCACUAUGCCUUCGAAACUCAUGCUCGCUCCUUGUUCAGAAUGUUAAAUGCGGCAGAGGCAGCCAGAAUGAAACUAAUUCCGUGAACAAUACUUUAUCGAGCUCUAUCGAGUCGCGCCAACCUCAGCGCCAUUAUCACAGCACACCUCCUAUUUCUACAACAUAUCCAAAAAAUAUGUCCUCAAUAUCCUCUAUGGCUACCGAAAACGCCAAUAUAGCACACAUCAAUCGUCUAUCUACUUUGGCCGAAGAACCCACUAUUUAUAGAGAAGAAAGGAACGAUUCUGGGGUGACCAUGAGUGUCGGUAGCAAUGCUCAUGAGCAAAAGGAUACUCAGUACCGGCCAGCCACAGCCAGCGCCCUGAACCCAACCAGCCCAGUGAACUGGGAGCACUUUUCGCUUUCUAGAUCCAAAAACGCAAACAACAUCGACCCCUGGAACAAGUCCACUUCAUCUACAGAGGUUUCAGCAAUCACCGCACUUGGUCAUAGAUUAGGAGCUGAGCAGGCCACUGGACCAUCGCACGCGAACCCGGACGAGCCUCUCACAAACUUCAGGGACUCCCUCGAACAGCAGUUUGCCAUAGAUACUUCCAUUCCGUUCAACUUUAACAGCGAUGACUGCUCACCCCAUGAUGAGACUUGGUUCACACAUCACAGCACCUCCUCUUUUACCAACCCAUACGAAGCCCAAAACCGCGCCAGGCAGUCUCGUCUUUCGCUUUUCACCCUGUUCGGCGAACCAACCGAAGACACUCACUCGGCUGUGCCCAACAAACGUCAAAAUCUAUCCUUUGCUAAACGGUUUUCAGCGCACUUUUCCUGGAAAAGGUAUCCAAGAGGCUAGGGAACAAGGGAAUCAAGGGAGUUUCUGUGAUCGCUUCUCGUCAGUUUUUCGUAUUCCCUGGGGUCGGUUCUAUGGGUGACUAUAAUUAUUUUUUGUAACCUUCCCGCAGGACAGGCCUUUUCAAUUCGUCCUCAAUAUUUCUUCUUCCUUAGCACAUGUAAUUCUCUGGGUAAUUCUCUUCUGUUUUAAAUUUUAAAAGGUUGUCUUUUCUUUCAGUAUUUGCAUGUAUGUGUCCCAAGAGUACACAAGACCUUGCUUUGAUUGUAAUAUUGUUUGCAAAGCCUUGACAUGCACACCAUUUUCCUUAUACCCUCUUAACAUUUGCUUCUAUACGUGACUGUAAAAUAAGGAUAAUGCUCAGUUAAACACAGUUAAUUCCUCAUCGAU
Molecule: messenger RNA, 1998 nt
Organism: Coccidioides immitis RS
Lineage: Eukaryota; Fungi; Ascomycota; Eurotiomycetes; Onygenales; Onygenaceae
Exons: 2
Coding region: 592-1611 (339 amino acids)
Source: RefSeq, a predicted model, not a curated record